Aspergillus tanneri is the source of this 1284-nucleotide messenger RNA. Its product is annotated as glycosyltransferase family 31 protein. Gene Ontology annotation, cellular component: membrane. NCBI's taxonomy places the organism in Eukaryota, Fungi, Ascomycota, Eurotiomycetes, Eurotiales, Aspergillaceae. The coding region runs from base 1 to 1284 and encodes 427 amino acids. Gene Ontology annotation, molecular function: glycosyltransferase activity. The record is from RefSeq and is a predicted model, not a curated record. The transcript is spliced from 2 exons.
AUGACUCCCUCACGUCUUUUAAGCCGUCCCAUCUCAUCCAUAGUUACACUCCUCAGCCUCUUCCUCCUCUACCAUCUUUUUACCGUCCGAUCCAAUCUUCAACAGGUCAAUAAGCGGCGACAUGUCGAUUGCCCUCCCCUUCCGGGCAUGGACGAUGUCCUGGUUGUGCUGAAAACAGGAGUGACCGAAGCAUUGGAUAAGGUACCCGUUCAUUUCCAGACCACCCUUCGCUGCGUCCCGCACUACGUGGUCUUCUCCGACUUUGCAGAGGAUAUUGGUGGAGUCCAUGUACAUGAUGCGCUCCAAAACAUGGACAGCGAGGUGAAGCGGACGGUGCCCGACUUCGACAUCUACAAUCGGAUACAACAGCAAGGUCGAGCAGGUCUCGAGUCUAAUGAUUUCGCCGACGAAGCCAAUUCGGCCAUUGGCAAGCCCAACAACCCCGGAUGGAAGCUAGACAAAUGGAAGUUCCUGCCUAUGGUGCAGGAAACCCUCAAAUACAAGCCCGACGCCAAAUGGUAUGUCUUCAUGGAAGCGGACACGUAUUUCUCAUGGGGAACGUUGAUGGAAUGGCUGUCACAUUUUGAUGCGUCCAAACCGCACUAUAUUGGUACCGAGACACAGAUCGCGGAUGUUAUUUUCGCUCACGGUGGCUCGGGCUUUGUCCUCUCCAGGCCAGCCAUGCAGCUCGCGUCGGAUGAGUACGCCACCCGUACCACGGAGCUGAACGAGUAUACCGACGGCCACUGGGCCGGCGACUGCGUGCUAGGUAAGGUAUUGUCGGAUGUUGGAGUGCCACUACAUUACUCUUGGCCUAUUCUCCAAAACUCGAACGUGGGAGAGUUGGAUGAAUUUACUAAGGGCUUCUAUCGUGAACCCUGGUGCUUCGCUGCCGCUGCGUUCCAUCAUUUAUCUGCGGAGGAUAUCCAGGACCUGGCGCAGUACGAGCUGCACCGAUGGCGACUGACCCAAAAGACCGUCUUAUUACACAAAGAUGUCUUCAAAGAACUCAUUUAUCCAGAUCUCUCGGACGUCCGCGACAACUGGGACAAUCUCUCCGACGAAGAACAACUAGUUGUUUCCUCCUUCAACGAUUGCAAGUCUAUCUGCACCAACGACCCGGGUUGCGUCCAGUUCGCCUAUCGUGGUGGCAAAUGCUUCACGGGGAAAACUCCCCGCUUGGGCGUGCGGAACCCCGAGGCUCAAUCUGGAUGGAUUGUCCGACGAGUCAAGGAUAUGAUGGACCAUGCGCUUCCAUGUUCUAAGCCUAGCUUCGGACUAUGA